UAUGUCGGACGGUGGGGGGUUGGAUGCGUUUUGUAACUCAACUUUUUGGGAUGCAAACAUUACAUGGAAUACAGAAAAUCCAGACUUCACCCUAUGCUUUGAGCAGACUGUUCUGGUGUGGGUGCCUUGUGGUUUCCUGUGGUUGUUUGCUCCGCUAGAAGUACACUACCUCCGCCAUAGUGUGGACAGACUGGUGCCAUGGAGCUGGGUCAAUGUAUCCAAGUUGGUGAUAUCAUUGCUGAUACUGAUUCUGCAGUGUAUCAGUUUCUUCUACACUAUUCAACAGCACAGUACGGGGAACUCAGUUGCAGAUGUAUACUAUGUGACUCCCUGCAUAAUCUUUGCUUCUGUAUUACUUCAACUUAUAUUUGUGAUGUUGGAUAAGAAGUAUGGAAUCCAAAGUUCAGGAUACCUCUUUAUCUUCUGGUUACUCCUGAUGGUGUUUGCCAUCCCAGAAUUCUACACAAAUAUCAAUAAUGGGGAAAAUGUAAAUGUUAUCAGAUUUGUGGUAUACUCCGUGUACUUCCCACUGACAAUUUUGAUGUUCUUGCUGAAUUGCUUUGGUGAUGCUACCCCAGAGUAUAUCGACUAUCCACUAGGAGAUAAACCAAGUCCAGAGACCAGUGCAUCUUUCUUAAGUCGUGUGACCUUUGCUUGGAUGGACCCCUUGAUAUGGAAAGGAUACAGAAAGCCUUUAGUACAAGCAGAUACAUGGGAUCUGGCACGGGAAAAUGCAUCACGUAACACUGUUGCAAAGUGGGACAAAAACUGGAAGAAAACUUUAAAAAAGGCCAAAAAAAUACGCAAUUCUGAAGCAUGGGCUACCUACUCAAACAAUGCUGUCCAUGUGGAGGUGCCAAAAGGUGAAGGCAAAAGGCAGCAGAAGAUAUCUAUAUUGCCCACCAUGGUACGUACAUUUGGUCCAACUUUCUUCUUCGGGGCCGUCCUCAAGGUCAUGUAUGAUGUCCUACAGUUUGUCAGCCCACAGAUCCUCGGCCUACUAAUUUCGUUUUCUGAAAGUACUGAAGAAGAUGACCCACAGUGGCGUGGUUUCCUCUAUGCUGCUGUAAUGUUGGUGUGUGCACAACUGCAGUCCUUUAUCCUUGGCCAGUACUUCAUGAAGAUGUUCUUGGCUGGUCUUCAGAUUCGUACUGGAGUAAUUUCUGCCGUUUACCGCAAGGCCUUACGAAUCUCAAAUUCAGCCAAAAAAAACUCAACAGUUGGAGAGAUUGUCAAUUUAAUGGCAGUAGAUGCCCAACGAUUUAUGGAUCUCACAACUUACAUCAACAUGCUAUGGUCGGCACCACUCCAGAUUGCACUUGCCCUAUACUUUUUGUGGCAGAUCCUAGGGCCAUCUGUGCUUGCUGGACUUGCUGUAAUGAUAGUGUUGAUCCCAGUGAAUGGUGUCAUUGCCAAUCAGAUCAAACACUUGCAGAUAAAACAAAUGAAGAACAAGGAUCAGCGUGUGAAAUUAAUGAAUGAAAUUCUCAAUGGAAUCAAGGUGUUGAAGUUGUAUGCUUGGGAGCCAUCUUUUGAGGAGCAAGUGUUGGAUGUACGAUCUACGGAAGUAAAUGUACUGAAAAAGUCGGCCUAUCUUAAUGCUAGUACUGCCUUCAUCUGGACCUGUACCCCAUUUAUGGUGACACUGGUUAUGUUUGCAACGUAUGUAUUGUCAGACCCAAGUCACAUUCUGACAGCAGAGAAAAUCUUUACUUCCCUCUCUCUCUUAAAUAUACUACGGAUGCCCAUGACUAUGUUACCAUUCCUCAUAGUGGCUAUAGUGCAGGCAAAAGUUUCCUUGAAAAGGUUGAACAAUUUCCUAAAUGCUGAUGAACUGGACCCCAACAAUGUAUCAAGAGACAACACAGAGAACAGUUGUAUUAAAGUUGAGAAUGGUACCUUUGCUUGGGGUCAUGAUGAGGAAGACAGUAAACCAGUCUUGAAAGAUAUCAAUCUUGAUGUGAAAGAGUCGUCGCUGGUGGCAGUUGUUGGCACUGUGGGUGCCGGCAAGUCCUCUCUCUGUUCUGCAAUCCUUGGAGAGAUGGAGAAGCAGUCAGGAAGAGUUAACAUCAAGGGAAGCAUUGCCUAUGUAUCCCAGCAAGCUUGGAUUCAAAAUUCUACUUUAGAAAACAACAUCUUGUUUAAUUAUAAGAAGGAUGAUGACAGAUAUAAUAGCUGCAUCCGAGCAUGUGCACUGGUAUCUGAUCUGGAGAUGCUACCUGGCGGAGAUCAGACAGAAAUUGGGGAGAAGGGAAUCAACCUGAGUGGCGGUCAGAAGCAGCGUGUCAGUUUAGCUCGUGCUGUUUAUGCUGACACUGACGUCUACCUUCUUGAUGAUCCUUUGAGUGCUGUAGACUCACAUGUAGGCAAGCACAUAUUUGAACAAGUGAUCGGUCCAGAGGGACUUCUGAAGGGAAAGACCCGAAUAUUGGUAACCCACGGAAUUACAUACCUGCCACAAGUGGACAAAAUUGUGGUUCUCAAGAAUGGAGUCGUCACAGAAGAAGGAAGUUAUACAGAGUUGUUGAAUAAGAAAGGGCAAUUCCAAGAAUUUUUACUCGAGUACAUAUCACAAAAGGCAGAGGAAGAUGACUUGCUGGAAGAUUUGGAAGACAUAAAAUUGCAACUUGAGAGCAAAAUUGGGCGCGAAGCUCUUCAGCGACAGAUUUCUCGCAAGAGAGAAGAGAGUGAAAGUGAAAGCUGCGACCCUAGCAAAAAUAAUGAGAUCAUCAAGAGAGGAAGUGUAAAGCGUACCAAAACCCAGAGUGAAUCAGAGAAAGCUAAGCCAGCCAUCAGUCAACCACCUCAGCCACCAAAGAAUGAAUCUGGUCAAAAACUCAUUGAAACUGAGAAGGCACAAACUGGCACUGUAGGAGUUAAAGUCUAUGGCUACUACAUACGAGCCAUUGGCAUAGCAUCAUCAUGUCUCACGGUUAUGUUCUAUGUCCUAUCUCAAUCAUGCACUGUAGGUUCCAACAUGUGGCUAACAAAAUGGUCAAACGAAGAACUAGUAAACGGUACCAUGGAUCCUAGUGUGACAGACAUGUAUUUGGGUGUCUAUGGUGCUUUUGGUGUUGGACAGGCGGCUUUCAUCUUGACGGGCUCCAUGAUCAUUUCGAGGGCAACUAUAUUGGCAUCAAAGCUAUUGCAUAGGCAAAUGCUUGGUAAUGUUUUGCACAGCCCAAUGUCCUUCUUUGACAUGACUCCUAUUGGGCGUAUUGUGAAUCGAUUUGCCAAGGAUUUGGACACAGUUGAUGUACUCCUUCCUUCCAACUUGAGGGCAUGGAUGGGGUGUUUCAUAUCGGUGUUAGCAACAUUUGCAGUGAUCAUCUAUGCCACUCCUGCAUUCGCCCUGGUCAUGAUCCCCACAAUGAUCAUCUACUAUUUUGUGCAGGUUCUGUAUGUAUCUACGUCUAGGCAGUUGAAACGCAUUGAAUCUGUUUCCCGUUCCCCCAUUUAUUCACACUUCCAAGAGAGUAUACAAGGGGCAUCAACUAUCCGUGCGUAUGGAAAAGAACAUCAGUUUAUACAAGACUCUGAAGCCAAAGUAGAUUUCAAUCUUCGAAGUUCCAACCCAAGUGUCAUGGCAAACAGGUGGUUGGCUAUUAGGUUAGAGUUCAUUGGCAACAUUAUGACAUUUUCUGCUGCCAUGUUUGCUGUCGUGGGCCGGGGUAAUAUCUCUGGAGGAAUAGUUGGACUCUCAGUCAGCUAUGCUCUGUCAGUGACACAGACAUUAAAUUGGCUGGUGCGGAUGACCUCGGAUGUAGAGACCAAUGUUGUAGCUGUGGAACGUAUUAAAGAGUACACUGAGGUCCCGCAGGAAGCUGCCUGGGAUAUUUCAAGCAAAAAACCACACAAGGACUGGCCAGACCAGGGAGUGGUGGACUUCAACAACUACUCCACACGCUAUCGUGAAGGGAUGGAUCUAGUUGUCAAGGACAUUUCCUUCCAUAUUAAUGGAGGAGAAAAGAUAGGAAUAGCUGGUCGAACAGGGGCAGGAAAAUCAUCAUUAACCCUAGGACUCUUCCGCGUUAUUGAAGCAGCUGGUGGUAAUAUCACAAUUGAUGGUGUUAACAUAUCUGACAUUGGCCUUCAUGACCUUCGUGGCCGACUAACUAUUAUUCCACAGGAUCCUGUUUUGUUCAGUGGAACACUUCGAAUGAACCUUGAUCCCUUUGGAGUUUUUGAUGAUGCUGAGGUAUGGUCAGCACUGGAACAUUGUCAUCUCAAGGAGUAUGUGUCUGAGCUGUCAUCUGGCCUUCAAUAUAAUAUAACAGAAGGUGGAGACAACCUCAGUGUUGGUCAGAGACAGUUGGUUUGUCUGGGUCGAGCUCUUUUGCGUAAAACUCGUUUGCUUGUCUUGGAUGAGGCAACGGCUGCAGUAGACUUAGAAACUGAUGACCUUAUCCAACAAACUAUACGACGAGAGUUUACUGACUGUACCGUACUCACCAUUGCCCAUAGACUCAACACCAUCAUGGACUCAACGAGGGUACUUGUUUUAGACAGAGGUGAGGUUAAAGAGUUUGACACACCUUCUAAUCUUCUAAAAGACAAAACUUCAAUCUUUUAUGGAAUGGCCAAAGAUGCUGGACUGGUCUGAGUUCCUAAAGCACAAAUAAAGAAAUAAAGUACCUUAAGCAGAGGAAAGAAAGCAUUUAUUUGUACUUAAAAUUUAAAGUGACAGGAAUUAUUGACUUAGCGUAGUGUUGUGAGCAUGUUUAGAAUGUUUGUCAUUGUAUGUCUGACUUAUUUUAUGAGUUUCAUGUGUACAACUGUAUGUCAAGUUGAGUGAAAAGUUUGAUUUAUAUGUAACUUUGUGUAUUGGUUAUAUGUUUAAAAGAAAAAAUGAAAGUACUGUAUGUUGUUGCACAACUUUAGAUUUAUCAAGACACAUGGAUAGCCUUGUGAAUGCAUUGUGGCAUGCCAAGUACAAUUUGAAAUAAAUAGUUUAAUGUAUAAUGACAUACUGUACAAUAUUAUUAUUCUCAUUUAGAUGUCCUGUUUUGUAUCUGUGUCAUUCAGCUCUCUAAAAACCAAACCUAACUGAAUGAUAGGAAAUUCUUUGACUAGCCCAUUUUAAUGCAAUUCUUGAUACAGUAGAAUCCCAGUUAUCUGACACCUAUGGGGAUUGAGAGGGGCAGGAUAAAGAGUUUUUCCAGUUAUUUUAAACUCACUCUUAGGAUCCCCCAAUAAACCCUACAAUACACAGUGCUACAGGCUGACCUGGCAAAUUCGUGUCAGAAAAAUGGACUUCUUUAGCACUUAUUCCACUCUAUAUAAACAUUAUGGCUUAAAAAUAAAGAAAAUAGAAUAUAAAACUGUAAAAUAAGAAAAAUGAAGAGCGUAGGUGUGUAUGUGUGGUAAGUGAACGGGUGUGGAGGUGGUGGGCUAUAACUAUAUUACCGAAUCGUCAGCCCAACUGCUGCAUUUAUUGUUACUUGUAAUAAAACUACAGUAUAAAAGUUGUCAAAAAAUCAUUACAAUACUGUACUGUACUUUAAUGUGGCUUACAAAUAAAUGAAAUAUAAUAUAAAACUAUAAAAUAAGGAAAAUGAAGAGCAUGGGUGUGUAUAGUAUGUGGGAAGUGAAUGUGUGUUGAGGCAGUGGGGUACUGAGCUAUAACUGCAUGACUGCACUCCCUCCUAAUGUGAUGUCACGGCAUGCACACAGCCAGCACUGGAGCCACACAUCUGUGAGUCAGCUGGUUGACUGCCUGAACUGUGUCGUGUCACCCAGAGGAUGGUUUGAGUGUGGAAAGAGUUAUUUUUUGGUAUGUAAAAGAUGUGCUAUUGUAUUUUAUGACAUGCGAUGUAUCGAUUUUAUUGUUUACUAUAGCAAUAAAUAUGGCAGCUCAUUCCUGGUGCGCGCAGUAUUCAAACUGACAAUUCUAGCUGAUUUUGGAGGAUUUUAUUUUAUCAUUACAGUAUUAUUGUUUCAUUUUGGUGCCGAUUAGUUGAAUCUACUGGACAAUUGGGACUCUAUUGUAAAUCAAUAUAUGGUCACUGUUAUAUUAAUGAUUGGAGGAUAUAAUUUAUAUACGUACAAUAUGUAGUUUUAACUGAAAUAAUUAAAGAUGAAAAUUUCA
Molecule: messenger RNA, 6088 nt
Organism: Homarus americanus (American lobster)
Lineage: Eukaryota; Metazoa; Arthropoda; Malacostraca; Decapoda; Nephropidae
Product: multidrug resistance-associated protein 1-like
Exons: 31
Coding region: 2-4603 (1533 amino acids)
Biological process (GO): transmembrane transport
Cellular component (GO): membrane
Molecular function (GO): ABC-type transporter activity; ATP binding; ATP hydrolysis activity
Source: RefSeq, a predicted model, not a curated record